UUAGCUCCUGCGGAAGGAUAUUUUUUACGUUUCCACGGGUCAAAGGUUGGUUCAUCAGCUGAUCAGAAGUCGCACUGCAGGAGUAGGAGGUCCAUCUAGUCUGCGACACUUUGCACCAACCUUACAUCAUUCAGGUGAAUUUACAAACACGUCAUCAAGCAGGAGACUGUAUAAACUAUAGGUUGAUUCGCCUCGUGGAACCAAAAACAACCAACUCGACCGAAAGUAGCGGCAUUGUAGGAACGUCUUGAUCCAUCGUGGUGCAUGGUGGUGGUCUCAACUUCAUUGCACAGUUUGGAUGUUUAUACUCCAGAGACCACGAUGCACUACCCACUGGUCAUCAGCACCUGCCUGUCUGCCCUGGGCAUGCUGGUCACUCUCAAAGUCAUCCCCCAGUUUGGAGAAGUUUUCAUGAAGGCUGGCUUCAAAGGGAAAGAUCUCAACAAGACUGUCCAAAAGGAGAUCCCAGAGUCAGCAGGGAUGAUAAGUGGAGCCAUGUUCCUGAUCAUCAUGUUCCUGUUCAUCCCCUUCCCAUUCCUGGAGUACUGGGUGUCAGUCAAGCCACAGACACAACAUGAGUUCCCACAUGCAGAUUUUGUAGAGUUCCUGGGUGCGCUCCUGUCCAUCUCCUGUAUGAUCUUCCUGGGGUUUGUGGAUGAUGCGCUGGCCCUGAAGUGGCGACACAAGCUGUGGCUGCCCACCAUCGCCUCCCUGCCCCUCCUCAUGGUCUACUUCACUACAUUUGACCUCACAACCAUCAUUGUUCCAAAGCCAUUCAGGUCCUUCUUAGGACUGUCUAUAGACCUGGGCCUGCUGUACUAUGUCUACAUGGGCAUGUUGGCUGUGUUCUGCACCAAUGCAAUAAAUAUCCUGGCUGGUAUCAAUGGUGUGGAGACUGGGCAGUCAUUGAUCAUUGGGCUGUCAAUCACCAUUUUUAAUCUACUUGAACUCUCAGGUGACUUCAGUGAAGACCACAUCUUUUCCCUGUACUUCAUGAUUCCGUUUUGUGCUGUCUCCUUUGCACUUUUAUGCUACAACUGGUAUCCAUCCCAGGUGUUUGUGGGAGACACCUUUUGCUACUUUGCUGGGAUGACGUUUGCUGUGGUGGGCAUCUUGUCUCACUUUAGCAAGACCAUGCUGCUGUUCUUCAUCCCUCAGAUCCUGAACUUCCUCUACUCGUGUCCGCAGCUCUUUAGAUUGGUCCCCUGUCCUCGCCACAGGCUCCCACGGUAUUGCUAUGGAUGA
Branchiostoma belcheri (Belcher's lancelet) is the source of this 1245-nucleotide messenger RNA. RefSeq names its product UDP-N-acetylglucosamine--dolichyl-phosphate N-acetylglucosaminephosphotransferase-like. Gene Ontology annotation, molecular function: UDP-N-acetylglucosamine-dolichyl-phosphate N-acetylglucosaminephosphotransferase activity. NCBI's taxonomy places the organism in Eukaryota, Metazoa, Chordata, Leptocardii, Amphioxiformes, Branchiostomatidae. Gene Ontology annotation, cellular component: membrane. Gene Ontology annotation, biological process: protein N-linked glycosylation; dolichol-linked oligosaccharide biosynthetic process. The record is from RefSeq and is a predicted model, not a curated record.